AUUUCCUACCCGUUUCAGAUGAGGUUAUAUGAUUUCGUUGUGCGUGUAUCUAACUUGCAGGCUCACAACUUAUUUCUACAGAGGUUUCAACUUUGGUUCUUCAAUCUUUGAUGUUUUGCUCAAAAAAUUCUAGCUGUGCGAAAUAUUGGAUAUCCAGAGAACUGCUUAUUUUUUUCCAACAAUUCAUUGUUUGCUUCAUAUUGACACUUCGCACGUAUGCUCUCUACGGCCGUAGCAAGCGCCUGCUGGCUUGGAUGGUCGUCGCCGUCAUCACUCUUGCGGGAGUAGCUUCUGCGGGAAUGUUUGGAAAUCAUUCAAGCAUUAUGAUCAUCGUGCCAGGAGUUGAUUGCUAUGAAUCAUAUGAUGCAACGACACCCGCCAGUCCUGGCCUGGCCUGGGUGGCCCUAUUUGCCUACGAAUCACUUAUCUUUAUCCUCACAGUGUCCAGGAUUUUCAAAACUAAAGGAUUGCUGCGGUCACCGUCUCUGCUUAUGUGCAGGAGAAACAUUAUUGAUAUCAUAUUCCAAGAUGGUGCGAUGUAUUUUGCAGUGAUGUCACUAUCUAAUAUACCAAACAUCCUGGCGUUCUACUUUGGUUCAGAUAUCAGCAAAACCACUCUGGCCUCAUUUACCAGCUGCAUGUCCGUGACUCUCGUAUCUCGACUUAUGCUUAACCUGCACAAAUCUAUCGACACUGGCAUUUUCACCACUCUCGUUCAGGAUGAUAACCGCGAAUCAUAUGUCCUUACUACCAGGGUAUCUAUUCACGAACAGUCCUUGAUUUCCUAUUGAAUUCGUGUCGAGCGAGCCUUGCGUGCGUCUGAGCUUCUUCGAAUGUUGUUUGAUGUUCAUGCAGAUACGUGCCGUAGUAGUCUAAGGUAAACCGUCAGAUGACCCAGCUCAAUGGAGAGCUUUGGCCUCAGCUUCAUUGACAUAUGUACCCCCUGGGUGUCAUUCACUCAUCACUGUGAGGCAGACACCUUUAGGUACUAC
Messenger RNA from Suillus clintonianus, 992 nucleotides. RefSeq lists its product as uncharacterized. NCBI's taxonomy places the organism in Eukaryota, Fungi, Basidiomycota, Agaricomycetes, Boletales, Suillaceae. The transcript is spliced from 10 exons. Bases 111 to 791 code for a protein of 226 amino acids. The record is from RefSeq and is a predicted model, not a curated record.